AACACCAACACAUCAAAUUCAGUUGAAGGUCCUGAAAGAGAAAAAAUCUGUUUGAUUGGAAUUAUAAAAGUUUUAUAGUUUUAUUUCCCUCAAGAGGGCAAUAAAAACUGGGAGGCGCUUCAGUCAAUGUGUGGAUAAGAGGAGGAGGAGUAUCUCAGAUGCAUAACCAUACAGUAACAGUAAGAAGAUAUCCAGAGAGACAAUACUCAAACAAGAGUUCACAUGAAUCUGGUUUCAGGGACCCCUGAUGUAAAGCCACUAUGCUACACCUGUGGCCUCUAGGAAUCAUCCACAAGAAAGACGAGAAAGUCACAAUGGGAAGCUGCAACCUACCAGGAAAUGAUGCCUCACAAGAACUUAAUAUUUUGCUCGUUGGUCCCAGACGGACAGGCAAGAGCUCUACUGGUAACACCCUGCUGGGCCGGGGUCAGGUUUUUGAAACCAGAGGAGGCAUGGCUAGCACGGCUGCCAGCGCCAUCACCUCUGGACGUCAGGUGAGCGUGGUGGACUCACAGGGUUGGGGUUCAUCUGAGGAGUUUGUCCCACGAGAGGAGAAAGCUGAACUGCUGAGAGCUUUGUCUCUCUGUGGGCCUGGAGGGCCUCAUGUUAUUCUAUUAGUGGUUCCUCUGCUGGACUUCACUGAGCCUGAGAGGAGAGCGGUGGAGAGGAGGAUGGAGAUCUUGACCUCUACCGUCUGGAGACACACUAUGGUGUUGUUCACAUGUGGAGACUGGCUGAGUCAAGGAGGGCGCAGUGUGAAGGAGCACAUCCAAUCAGGAGGCCCCGCCUUGCAUUGGCUGUUAGAGAAGUGUCGCUAUCGGUACCACGUGUUCGAUAACAAGGCAGCUGUCACUGGCAAGCAGGAGGUGAAGGGAGAUCAGAAGAAAAAGGAAUGGACUUUGCGGAAGACAAACGACAACGAGGCAGGAAGCACAGGAGGUGAGGCUAAUGGGAGAAAGGAAGCAGAGCAGGAGCAGGUGAGAGAGCUGCUGAGUAAAGUGGGGGACAUCUUGCAGGAGAACGGAGGAUGGCACUUCUCCCUUCACAUGUACCAAAGGCUGGAGGAGGAAUGGAGCCUCAGAGAGCAGGAGCUGAGAGCUCGACUGGAGGCAGAGACGGAUGUGAAGAGCAAACAAAAGACAGCAGAGACGAAGAUAAACAUGGAUCCAGAGAAGGAGCAGAGGUUAGAGAUGGAAGACGAAGAGCUGGAAGACCGCCUGAGGAAAGAGCAAGAUAACAAGGAGGAAUGUGUGGAAAGGAAGAUGAAUAGAGGGGAAGAUAAAGAGGAGAGAGCGAAUGUAGAGCUUAAGAGACUGUGCAGUGAGGAGGACGGGUGGGAUACAAGCUCCGACAGUAGAGGAGAGAGGGAGCAGAGCAGUGACGCGAAAACUGCAAUGAUAGCUGCAUUUUGGCCUAAUGUGGGUCAAAGGUUAGCCUUCAGUCCAUUCAAAAGGUUUGCCUAAAGUCCAGCUGAACCCUACCACAGUGACCUGUGACAUCUGCAGUUAAAAGUGACACAUUUAUUCUUUCUUGCUGUGAAUCCUUGAAAACUCUUGUCAUGUGAUGAUCCACCAGCAAUAAACCUAAAAACAACUGCAGGUCAUCACACAGGGCUUCAGAGGCUAGAUUUAUAAUGUUAAUAUGGAUGUUAGAACCAUUUCCUGCCCCACAGAGACAACUGCACUAUUGUUGGACAUUUUGUGACAUCGUGUCUGCACUGUAAAACCGGACGCUACGGCCAGCAGCUGGUUAGCUAUGCUUAGCACAAAGACAGAAAACAAGUUCAAACAGCUAGCCUGGUUGUUUACAAUAUAUAUAAAGCUAUUUGGUGAUUUUCCAUGUAUAAUUUUUCGUCAUGCUGCUGACUUUAUACUGUUUAAAACUGCUAUUAAUGAUAAAUUAUACAUCUGCACCACAUGCUAUUUUUUGUCACAUGUUCAGUUCCCAUGCAGGUUUGUAAUUAAAAAGCCUUUCACAGCAGGAUUGCUUAAAUUAUAUUGGUUUUACUUCUAAAAUCAUCAGGAAUGUGAGACAUUGUGUGAUCCCAGACCUCAGCUCUCUCCCUAAUUAUGUACAGUACAUUCCCAAACACUGGGAAUGCUUCUGUUAUCCUAGAGGUAAUUAAAAUUUUAUUUUCUCGCUUGUGAAAGGCAGAUGCUUAAAAAAAGAAGCUGUUAUCCAUGAAAAAGUUAGAAAAUAAACUAAAGCAGAGGGGUUGAGAUUGUCAUUAUCAUUCUAUUAUACUUUUUGCUUUUUCAAUUUGCAAAAAUGAGGCAAUCACUGUCACUGCAUGCAGGUUUUUAUGGCAGAACUGAGGGACGAGUGGUCUGCCACCCAUUUCAUUACAUCUGAACAAAUUGUCAAUUGGCUUCAGGGAAUUGCUGUCUCUCUUCCACUGACGCAGACAGUUAAUCCUCAUCUCUGGCUCGCAGUCAUGAUGCCAUGCAAGGUCAGUCGUGUUGUAACCAACGAGGUCAGUGUCAGCCUGGGACAUCAGGCAGGGCCAGAAAAGCCCAAAAUGCGCAAAAUCAGAUUAAAAAAUAUCUCUAUCCCUUGGAUUGGGAUUGGUUCAGUUCGUCGAAACUGUAAAGCAAUUAUUAAA
Dicentrarchus labrax (European seabass) is the source of this 2602-nucleotide messenger RNA. RefSeq names its product GTPase IMAP family member 4-like. The coding region runs from base 261 to 1463 and encodes 400 amino acids. The transcript is spliced from 2 exons. The record is from RefSeq and is a predicted model, not a curated record. Gene Ontology annotation, molecular function: GTP binding. NCBI's taxonomy places the organism in Eukaryota, Metazoa, Chordata, Actinopteri, Moronidae.